AUGGAUAUGGAGGAUUGCUCGCACCACCGUCAACUACUAGCGGCGGCAGCUCCUGCGAGCUCUUUCGUUACCGGGAGUUCAGCCGAUGCCACCGACAGCAAUGCAGCGGCCCGUAUGCUGCCGUUCGCGACGGUGCCGCUCGAAGCCGUAUACGCCGUCGCGCGGGAGGAGCUCGGCCGGGGGGAGUUCGGCGUGGUCCGGACGUGCAUGCAGCGCGCGACGGGGCAGCUUCUAGCGUGCAAGUCCGUCGACAAGGCGCGGCUACGCGAGGGCAACCGCGCGGGCGACCUGGAAAUGGAGCUCCUCUGCAUGGGCGCGCUUCCGCCGCAUCCGCAUGUGGUGCAGCUCGCGAGCGUGCACGAGGACGCGUGCGACGUGCAUCUCGUCAUGGACCUGUGCGACGGUGGCGAUUUGUUUGACCUUGUCGCCAAGGCUGGGCGACUGCCCGAGGCGUUCGCGGCAGACGUGUUUCGCCAGGUGGUGGAAGCGGUCGCGUUUUGCCACUCGCACGGCGUGCUGCACCUGGACGUGAAGCCGGAGAACAUCCUCGUUUGUAACAACGCACCUGGUACCUAUAACGGGUCCAGCCGCUGCGGCUGCGCGGCGCCUUCGAUACACGUGAAACUGGCCGAUUUCGGACAGGCAAUAAUGCUCUCUCCAGGGCAGAAGGCAGUGGGGCUGGCAGGCUCGUCUUUCUACAUGGCCCCUGAAGUCGUGUGCGGGCGUGCAUACGACAGCAGCGCAGACCUGUGGAGUCUGGGCGUGCUACUCUACGUGUUGCUGGCAGGAUACGUGCCAUUUUAUGGGUCCGACCUCCCCCAGGUGUUCCUUGCUAUCUGCGCCAACGAGCCUGACAUGACAGCUGAGCCUUGGUCUGCGAUAUCGCCGGAGGCGAAGCACCUUGUGCGCUGCUUGCUCUCAGUGGACCCUGCGAGCCGUCCCUCGGCGCUUCACCUGCUCUCUCACCCGUGGCUGGCACGCACUCAACGGGUAGAAGUUGCUGCUUCUACCAAGUCACCACCGCCUCCUCUGCUUGCUGCAGAGGAGGCGUCGUUCCUGUCAGGCCGCACCACACAGCUGACAUCCACCACUGACUCUCAGGUUGCUAUUACCCGUGGCCCUAUGGCUCCUCCAAGUGGUAUUUUUCACUUUGCAGCUAUUGAGGAGUCGGCAGGGCGUGCUUCUAGUGGUAGUACUGGGCAGAGACGGAGGAGGCGAUGCCAUGAAGCUGGUGGUGACCUUAGAAGAUGCUGA
Closterium sp. Yama58-4 is the source of this 1254-nucleotide messenger RNA. Lineage: Eukaryota; Viridiplantae; Streptophyta; Zygnematophyceae; Desmidiales; Closteriaceae. The record is from the annotation of a GenBank genome assembly.